GUAUGAAAGGAGCUUAAAUACAAGUCCAUGCGGAAGCUGAGCUGGUUUCCAAUGAGAGAGCAGCACCAGCUAACAACGUGAAAGGACAGGUGUUACUAAGUAGUAUUUAUACAGCAGGGAAUUUUAAAAUACACCUUCAGAGUGUUAUACCUGGGUGCAGCAGCAGCUUGAAAAGUAACAAAAAGGAGAAAGAGUGAAAGCAAUUAGAAAGAGAGCACAAAGAUCCAGGAAGAAACCUUGGGUGCUAGCUAGAAACUUUUUUAUUUUGUUUUUAAUUGUGUUGGUGGCAUUAUAGCAUGUUCAGGAAACCUGCUCUCUCCACAGUCUCUAAUGGAAGCUAUUUGCAGGGGCAAUCUAUUGGCAGGUUGCCCUCUCUGGACAGUAAAAAGCCAUCCCAGGAAGAAAAAGUGGUGCUGAAGAAGAAAGUAACUUUUUUAAGAGGGGUUUCCAUUAUAAUUGGCACUAUCAUUGGAGCAGGAAUCUUCAUCUCUCCCAAAGGGAUACUAAAGAACACAGGCAGUGUGGGAAUGUCCUUGAUUGUCUGGACAGUGUGUGGUGUCCUUUCCAUGUUUGGUGCGCUGUGCUAUGCUGAGUUGGGAACAUGUAUCAAGAAAUCUGGUGGCCAUUACACUUAUAUCCUGGAGGCAUUUGGGCCAUUACUGGCUUUUGUUAGAGUCUGGGUGGAACUGCUUAUAAUACGCCCUGCUGCGACAGCAGUGAUAUCCUUGGCAUUUGGACGCUAUAUUUUGGAACCAUUUUUUAUCCAAUGUGAAAUUCCAGACCUAGCAAUUAAGCUUAUAACAGCUGUUGGCAUCACAGUGGUAAUGGUCCUGAAUAGCAUGAGUGUCAGUUGGAGUGCUCGCAUCCAGAUUAUCCUUACCUUUUGCAAGCUCGUAGCAAUUUUGAUAAUUAUAGUCCCUGGAGUUAUGCAGCUAAUUAAAGGAGAAACACAGCACUUUAAAGAUGCAUUUGCAGGAAAUGAUGCCAGUGUUAUGGGAUUACCUCUUGCUUUUUAUUCAGGAAUGUAUGCCUAUUCAGGCUGGUUUUACCUCAAUUUUGUUACUGAAGAAGUGGAAAAUCCUGAAAAAAACAUACCACUUGCAAUAUGCAUUUCGAUGGUUAUUGUCACAGUUGGCUAUGUGUUAACAAAUGUGGCUUAUUUCACUGCAAUAAGCCCCGAGGAACUGCUAAUUUCAAAGGCUGUGGCAGUGACCUUUGCUGAACGGUUAAUGGGAAAUUUUUCGUUAGCUGUUCCAAUAUUUGUUGCCCUUUCCUGCUUUGGGUCUAUGAAUGGUGGCAUCUUUGCUGUCUCCAGGAUGUUCUACGUUGCAUCCCGUGAGGGUCACCUUCCGGAAAUUCUCUCCAUGAUUCAUGUCCGCAAGCACACUCCUCUGCCAGCUGUCAUUGUUUUGCACCCGUUAACAAUGAUAAUGCUCUUCACUGGGGAUCUCUACAGCCUCCUGAACUUCUUAAGUUUUGCCAGGUGGCUUUUUAUUGGACUGGUAGUUGCAGGGCUGAUUUACCUCAGAUAUAAACGUCCUGAUAUGCCUCGUCCUUUCAAGGUACCGCUAUUUAUUCCAGCUUUGUUUUCCUUCACCUGCCUCUUCAUGGUUGCACUGUCACUUUACUCUGAUCCUGUUAAUACUGGGAUAGGCUUUGCCAUAACCCUGACGGGUGUCCCUGCCUACUACCUCUUUAUCAUAUGGGACAAGAAGCCAAGAUGGUUCAGAAGACUCUUGGGUAAGGUAACUGAAACCCUGCAGAUCAUCCUGGAAGUUGUCCCAACAGAAGAUAACUUGAAAUCAUGAUCACUUACAUCCUGAAGAAACAGAUGUUGCCUGUAUGUCCCAUUCCAGCUUGGAACAUUCACGUGAGGAGAGUUUUUUCCCUCCCUGGACGUUCAAUGAAUUACAAGAGCAAGACAAUUACAAUGAAACCUGAAAAUGAAUUGGUUACCAGAGCUUUAGGUUUUUCUUUGUUUGUUUUUUACAUUCUCAAGUUUUCAUACAAACAGUUGGUAUGUAGAAAGUAUAUUUGCUCUGUGUUAUAAAAUAACAGAAGCCACAGAACUGCUGUGGACAUCAAUUCCAUCUCUUCUGUCUGUGAGAGUAGAAAACAAAGAACAAUCUCAUCCAUAUUUCUCUUUUAUAAUAUUCAAGUUUAGCAAGCCUUAGAUUCUUCAAUUUGGGGAUUUUGCUGCAUUGUCAAUGACCAUUUGUUCUGGAAAUGUUUUUGUAAUCAGAAAUAGUGUUUCUUACACGUUGCUCAUGAAGAACCUAGACUUCAUUGGAGAGAAGGGCAAGGUAAGACUCCUUAGCUAAAAGUUUGGGUCAGUCUUGUUCUUCCUCUUCCUCCAUUCUUCACUCACAUGUUUCACAUGUUACUUCCCUUGUCUCAAUUUAAGUAGCAUAUCAGUUCCCCUUAUGCAAACAUGGUGACUUCACCCAUCUUUGUGGUGGACUAGUAGGAUUGUUACAUUUCCUAAGGCUUUUUUUUCCCCAAUAGAUGAGUAUUGAAAAUAGAUAUUUAGUAAUUUGACCCAUUGUAUAAGCUUCCACCAGCCUACUAGUUAGCACUGGUUUUAUUACUUCCAUGGUAAAUGUAUAAGAAAUAUCUCUGCUUCGAGUAAAUUCUUUCAAAUAAGACAAGACAUUUAAAAUUCAACCAUUGAACAUACAUGAAUAUUUGUUGUCUAGGCAUAUGUGGAUCUGCAGUCCUCAUUUAGGCAAAGCUCCCAUUAAAGUCAAUUACAAUUGUUUAACAGAUGUGAUUGGAAGUGUCACCAGUUCUGAAAUCAAUGGGAAUUUUGUCCAAGGAAGGACAGCUAUUUUGGAAUAAACAUUCUAAGUGACAGGCAAACUAGAGAAAUUUGGAAUGUUGAAUUGGAUAUAUACACAACCUAUGGGAUAUUUUCUUAUACACAUACCAUGUUCUUAGACCUCGAAAUCUCAUCAAAUAAUGUUCUCCUACAAAACUUACAUCCUUGUUCCCAAUUGUUUCAACUGAAACUAGAAAUUACAGAGGAAACCGAAUUGCAAAAAUUGAAGGCAAAAUGGUUGACAAUCAAAACAGGUUGUUGUUGCUGGGGGUUUUCAGGUUGUGGUUUGGGGUAAGUUUAGCUCAAUUGUGACUUAGCUUGUCCCUUCCUGUUGAUAAUACUUUGCACAGUAGGUGAACAUUAAAAUAUUUUAAAUGCUUAAGAAAAUGGUUCUAUAUUUCAAAGACUACUCCAGCCUUAUGAUAAGAUUUUACAGUUAAUAUGUUAGAAUAAAAGUAAUUAGAUAUUUAAUGCACUACUUGUAAAACUGUUGCCUAUUAGAUCGUUUGCUUUUUCCAAAUUUUUAUGAAACAGACAAAAGUCUUUUAAAGUGAUAAAUGCUGAGGAAACACUAGAACUAUCAAAACUUCUACAGUUAAAUGGAUCCUGUCAACCUGAAGUAAUCCAAUUUUAACAGAGAAGAGGUUUGAAGUCUGUACAUUGCUUCUGAGUUCUCCUGCCAGUUUUUGUGGUUUUACAAUCACAUUUUCCUGAUUUUUAUGCACUGUUUUUCUCUCCUGUUUGUGUGAAAGACCCACAGAAACAGGGAAGAUGUAAUAAUUGACUAGAUUGUGUGCGGUUAGUGUCACUGUUUCCUCUGUGCUGUUAAAUGGACAAAGUAAAUAGGACAGUAUUUUCCUCUAAUCUCUUUCUGUUACAGUAACAUUAAGAAGUUGUUUGAAACUAGAGUAGGCAAAUAUCUUCAGACACAUUUUUAAGUUGACUGGAUCCCUUUAAGUUUACUCUUGUAUUAUUUUCAUUUUCUUGUUAGAGAGGCUGAAAUUUAGAAGUGUUAAGAGAGUCUGUUCCAACAUUCACUUUUCACUUGCAUUUGUUUUGCUCAUGCAAUUAUUUUUCCUAAGAGAAAUCAUUUCAUCUUCUGCAAUUGUGCAUUUGAAAGAAGAAAAUAACUUGUGAAAUAACAAUUAUUUUUAAAAUGGCACACAUAGGCUUAUGAUACUAAGUAUUUAUUCAAUUCCAUGAAUACAUACAAUGUUAAUGCAAAAAUAUUUUGAUGGGAUGUCCACUGAGUUACAAAAAGUCAGUACUAAGAACAUGUGUUGGAUGCUGAAGCAAUGGGAAUGGUUGCACAAAACAAAAGAAAUAGACAAUAUAGAAAUCCUUGAAUGGUGUUCUUCACCUUUUCUAAGGUGUCAUCUUCAAGAUCCCCCAAAAAAGCAUUUUAAAUCUGUUUGUUUUUCUCAUUUAGGGCCAAAUCCUGCACCCACACAAAUCAAUGAAACUAGUAUAGUGUUAAAGAUUUGUGUCCUACUAUUACUAGUUUGGAUAAGAAUCAGGACUGUAAACUUUUAUACUCCUUUUUUUCACCCUCAACAUCUUUACCAGGCAACUACUACCAAAACACCAGUUCCUGGGAAGAUGGGACAUGAUUUUUUUUUCUUUUUAGUGUUGAUCUUUUCAAGCUCUGUCUGAUAUUCCCUAUGCAGGCAGAACUCCCAAUGAAAAUGUUAUCACUGGAAAGACUUCAGAGAGAUUCUGAGUUGCAGUCCUUAGAGCACAACAUAUAGCUUUCAGCCCAGGGAAAGGGCAGGCCACAGUGAAGGUAAAUCAUCAUUGCACGCUCUCUACUCCAGAGUACUCUGGGGACAGAAGUGGUCUAGAGGCAUGUUUAAGUUAUUAGCAUCCUGCCCAUAGCUCUCUAUGGGCAUCAGUGUCAUCCAGAACUUCAGCAGUGCUGCAGGUCCAGCUUGACAUGCCCAUCCCAUUCCUAGCCUCCCACCAUCUAUGCCUGACCAUAUGAAGGGGUUAUCAUAUAAUAACUUGAUGUUAUCUUACUAAAUUAGUGCACUGGGGCUAUUCUCCUCUAUUCAGAUCCAGGGCUUUUAGAGCCCCUUUUAUGCUGCUCCUUCACCUAGCAUGCAGGAGUUGGAGUGGCUGUGAGGAUCUCAUAUUUCAGGAACAGGUCAUUAGGUCCUGAGAACCAUGGCUUUUGUUUACCUUGAUGUCAAGGAAGAGUGGGUAAAUACCAGGUUUUGGGCUAGAUCUGGUCUAUGUGGGUUAGCUCCUGGAGGUCCCCACUGCUAUAUUUACUUGCAUGGCUGCAGGUACUGGUGAUUGCAGCUUCCAUUGGCUGUAUUGUGGUCCGUUCCGCUUCCCGCCACUCUCAUUGGCCUGGAGCCAAUAGGAGCAGCCAAUCCUGCAGCCAAUAGGAGCAGUAAUUCCAAUACCUGUUUCCAUGCAGGUAAAAAUAGCAGCCGUGGCUAACUCUAGCAAGCCACUGCCAUGUUAUUGUCCCUGUUGUAAAGUCUGUAUAAAUCACUACUAAAUCAGAACAGCAAUGCUUUGCACUUGCUUACCACAGGCAUAAAGAAUUCCAUGGGUACAGGCAAUGAAGAAUCAUCUUAAAUUGACCAGCAGCUACAUAGUCUUAAUCUGCCCUGUAAUUCUUCCUCCGAGCAGGGAAUUGGAUUAGAUAGUUCCGUAGGUCAUUUACAACCCUACAUUUUUAUGAUUCCUUAACUAAUCAGGAGAGGAAUUACAUGGACAUUACUUUCAAUUAUGAAUAUCUGCAUGUUAUUUGUUACUGCAUUGCCUCCAGAUAAUGUGGUGCCAGUCAGGGAUCAAGAUUCCAUUGUAUUAAGCAUUGUUCAAACAUGCAACAGUAACACAGUGCCUACCCUAAAAAAGCUUAUGGUCUGAGUAUAGUGGGCUGUGUCUACAUUGGCAAGAUUUUGUGCAAAAGUUGUUGCUUUUGUGCAAAAUCUUGCCACCGGUCUACACUGGCCGC
Messenger RNA from Pelodiscus sinensis (Chinese soft-shelled turtle), 5786 nucleotides. It is a transcript of the gene SLC7A11, whose product is annotated as solute carrier family 7 member 11. Gene Ontology annotation, biological process: amino acid transmembrane transport. Gene Ontology annotation, molecular function: L-amino acid transmembrane transporter activity. Gene Ontology annotation, cellular component: membrane. NCBI's taxonomy places the organism in Eukaryota, Metazoa, Chordata, Testudines, Trionychidae. The record is from RefSeq and is a predicted model, not a curated record.